ACACACACACUGCCUCCUUUCAUGCUCACGACCCCUCCUCCAAGCACACACACACACACACACACAAUAAGAAGUGAGGGCAGUGCUGCUGAGACAGACGGAGAGGCGCAGUGGAGCACAUGCAGCGCAUCCUCCAGUCUCUGCUCCUCUACUACCUGUACUACCUGUAAUUUUCUCCCUCCGCGGCUCCAGCCCACCUGCUGAGAGGAUUAAUAACCUAGUCCCCCCACAUCUCUCCAGCAUGAACACGCUGACUGGAAUACUACCCGCGCUGGUCUCGGUUUAGAGGGGUAAAGUUUUCUCACCUCGCAACCUUGAAAGUCACAUCUUUGUUAUAUAGACUGAAACCAUAUCUGGCAUUUCGGAAAGUGUGUCUUCAACAUGGCUCUGAACACGGACGCCAACCCACCCACUACUGUGCCAAGUAUCGUGGAGGAGGAAGUGGAGCAACAGACAGAACAAGUAACCAGUCAGCAACCAAACGGUGACCUGGACCACGCCCCCAUCACUUCUCAGCCAGUGAAGACUGAGCAAGACCCAACCCCUGUCUCAGAGUCUGCACAGGAAAACCCCAACCUGCCAGAUGCCCCGCCAAAAGACCACCUAACAGUCAUCAACGAACACGUGGAGACAAGUAAUGGAGUCUGCCCUGUUGCUAUGGAUGUCUCUCCUCCUGCUUCGUCUCGCUCCUCACCCCCUCGUCAGAAUCAUGCUAAACACAGUCAUGCUCACUCUAAUGGUCGUGCUCGACUGAGCAGCCGCUCGGGGUCACUGAGCUACGCGGGGUCACCUCGCCCAUCACUUAGCCGCCAGCCCAGCGCCGCCACCGAGGCGACCAUAGAAGGCACCAAGCCAAAGGAUUAUCUAUUUCUCGCAAUUAUUGCCUGCAUCUGUCCAGUCUGGCCCAUCAACAUCGUUGGCCUGACCUUUUCUGUUAUGUCUCUGUACAGUCUGCAGCAGGGGAACGUGGAUGGGGCGCGGCGUCUCGGCCGCAACGCAAAGAUCCUGUCAAUCCUCUCGAUCGUGGGUGGGAUUCUUCUCAUUACCACUGGAAUUGUCAUCAACUGGGGAUAUAUAUUAAAACGUUGACGGUUGCGACACUAAUCAGGGUCGUGGAGGAAUUUCUGACCCACCAACCGAUCCAUGAUGAACAUCAUCCUCUCUCAUCCUGCGUUUCCAGAUCAUUCUGAAGCACUUGGAGCUUUUUUUCAGUUCUUUUCUACUCUUUCUCAAGACUGAACAUUUUCAUCUCUGCGUAAAGCAGCUCUGCAGCGUCGACCUCCCAGUACUUUGAAUGCAGGUAUAAUGACUGAAGCCAGCGCAUGUUUUUUUUUUUUUCUUCUUCUUCAACCAAAAGGAUUAAUCCUUCUUAAUGAUGUCAGCGAGGAAGCUUCCAGUAUGAUCUCAUUUCCUGUCCCCAGUCACUUGGGUGUUUGAUUGUGUUGAGAGAGAGAGAGAGAGAGAGAGAGAGAGGGAGAGGGAAAGGGAGAGGGAAAGAGAGAGGGAAAGAGAGAUGAGCUUUAAGGAGAACCUUCGAUUUAGAUUAUCACAAAGAACGGCAAGCACUGAUGAUGAUGGAGAUCUAAAGCAGGGUUCUGCAGAAAGAAUGCCAUGAUGGGAUUAAGAAACUGAGCAGAAUCUUUAUUCACAUACACUCAUAAAGACCAUACACCAUCUCUUUCUUUCUGUCUUUCUUUCUCUAUCUUUCUAUUUCCUCUCUAAAAAAGUACAUAAAUUCAUAAAAAAGUAUUACUUCAACAAACAGAUCUGACUGACAAUGAUUUUUAAUAAGAAAUAUUAAAAUCAGGAUUCACAUUGUGUGGACGUUAACAUUAUGUUUUUUAGUAGACGUUGGGGUUUGGCUACUAAAUAUUAAGACUUACCAUCUAACAACAUUAGAAUUUCACAUUGUGUGGACAUUAAGUUAUGUUGUUUAGAAGACGUUGGGUUUUGGCUACUUAAUAUCAAGACUUAACAUCUAACAAUGUUAGAAGUUAAACGUUAAAGAUAAAGUUAAGAGGUUUUCCAGAUGUGGGUUUUGGUCAACAUGUUUUACAACUAAGUGUUGGUAUUUUAUGUCAAUAUGGCAUUGGCUUGUUGCCUAGCACCAUUACUUAACAUAAAAAAAACGCUAGAAUUUCACAUUGUGUGGACCUGAACAUUGUGUUGUUUAGUAGAGAUUGGGUUUUUGUUAGUUAAUAUCAAGACUUAACAUCUAACAAUGUUCGAAUUUCAUGUUGUGUGGACCUUAACAUUAAGACGUUUAGCAGAUGUGAGUUUUGGUCACCAUAUUGUACAAUUAGAUAUUGGUAUUUUAAAUCAAUAUGACAUUGGCAUGUUGCCUAGGACCAUUACUUAACAUCUAAAAAAUGCUAGAAUUGAACAUUGUGUGAAUGUUAAAAUGAUCGAUCUAUCUAUCCAUCCAUCCAUCCAUCCAUCCAGAUUGAUAUCCUCUCUUCAUACAUUUCUGUUCACAAUCUAGCUGAUGACACAAACACCGCUCGACUUGACUCAGACAGGGUGUGUGUGUGUGUG
This is a messenger RNA of Astyanax mexicanus (Mexican tetra), 2535 nucleotides long. RefSeq names its product proline-rich transmembrane protein 2. The coding region runs from base 382 to 1089 and encodes 235 amino acids. Lineage: Eukaryota; Metazoa; Chordata; Actinopteri; Characiformes; Acestrorhamphidae. The record is from RefSeq and is a predicted model, not a curated record. Gene Ontology annotation, cellular component: membrane. The transcript is spliced from 5 exons.